Molecule: messenger RNA, 729 nt
Organism: Heterobilharzia americana
Lineage: Eukaryota; Metazoa; Platyhelminthes; Trematoda; Strigeidida; Schistosomatidae
Source: the annotation of a GenBank genome assembly
AUGUUACAUGGACAGAAAUGGAGAUUAUUUCCUAUGGUUAAAUUAUCAAAUUGGAACAAUAGUAAACGAAUGAAGCAUAAAAAUACAAUAAAUCCAUCUUUAAUAAUCAAUAAUAUGUCAACUUUUUAUUCAAGAGCUUCAAUGAAAUUUAAAAACUUUAUGGUGGGUAAUUUGAAAAAGCCGCCAUCAAUACAACACUUGAUAUAUUCAAUAAAAAAUGUGACUCUACAGAAUAAACAUUUCAAAUAUUAUCAGUAUUCAAGUAAAGAAUUAUUUAAAAGUGAAACUUUCCCCUCCAAUUUCAAUGAACCAACAACAGAUAUAAAAUGGACAACAGUACCACCUAAAACGAAUAUCAAAAAAGUAAGAAGAAUAUGGAACAAUUUACAAGAUUCACUAACCUUACCAUAUGCUACUAUCUCUGGUAUGAUUAACAAUCGGUAUAAAAGGCUAAGAGAUAGUCCUAGUUUAAUUUAUUCAGGAAGUGGUACAUUAAAACAAGCAACACGAUUUAAAACUAUGAUACAAAAAAUUAGAAGUUUUCCUAUUGGAAUUAAAUACAUUGGACAGUCUGUCAACAAUCUAAGACGAAUAGACUCUAUGCAUGACAAUUUAAUGACACAAACUACCAAUGAUGAUACUGAUAAAGUGGAUAUUGAAGAAAAUGAUAACAAUAACAUUGAAGAAAAUGAAAUAUCUAACAACUGGAUGACUAGUGACGAUGCCUAA